Cadophora gregata is the source of this 3811-nucleotide messenger RNA. RefSeq names its product Cytoplasmic GTPase/eEF2-like protein (ribosomal biogenesis) (gene RIA1). The transcript is spliced from 4 exons. Gene Ontology annotation, biological process: cytosolic ribosome assembly. Gene Ontology annotation, cellular component: ribonucleoprotein complex; cytosol. Bases 109 to 2652 code for a protein of 847 amino acids. Gene Ontology annotation, molecular function: ribosome binding; GTP binding; GTPase activity. The record is from RefSeq and is a predicted model, not a curated record. NCBI's taxonomy places the organism in Eukaryota, Fungi, Ascomycota, Leotiomycetes, Helotiales, Ploettnerulaceae.
AAUAAAUCCCAGGUCCCCGUCACUUCCCAACACGGGAAUCAGCAAACCGCCCUCGCCUCCGUUUUUCACACUUUCUUCUUUUCUUCUUUCUGCAGGUUAGUCUUCAAUAUGCCUGUCGUGAAUCCAGAGAAGUUGGUUGCUUUGCAACGAAAUCCAGACGGCAUCAGAAAUAUCUGUAUAUUAGCACACGUUGAUCAUGGAAAAACAUCUCUCACCGAUGCGCUCAUCGCCACAAAUGGCAUCAUUUCACCCAAGCUUGCAGGCAAGAUCAGAUACCUCGAUUCUCGACCAGACGAACAGACUCGAGGGAUUACUAUGGAGUCGUCUGCCAUAUCCCUUUUUUUCUCGAUGCUCCGAAGAUCUGCGCCAGAUGCUACACCAGAACAAAAAGAGUACUUGAUCAAUUUGAUUGAUUCGCCGGGGCACAUUGAUUUCAGCAGCGAGGUCUCGACUGCAUCACGUCUCUGCGACGGUGCUGUUGUCCUAGUGGAUGCUGUGGAAGGCGUGUGCAGCCAGACUGUGACCGUGUUGCGACAAACAUGGGUAGAGCACAUGAAGCCAUUAUUGGUGAUCAAUAAAAUGGACAGACUCAUCACAGAGUUGAAGAUGACCCCAGGAGAGGCAUACAUACAUCUGAACAAAUUACUGGAACAAGUUAAUGCCGUGCUUGGGAGCUUCUUCCAGGGAGAGAGAAUGGAAGAAGAUCUGAAUUGGAGAGAAAGAGUCGACGAGAGAAUUGCUGCUGCCGCUGCAAAAGAGAAGGAGAAAGCCGACCGAGAAGCAAUAAAUGGAACCACAUCUAUUGAUACCGAAAACAUUGCUACUACGAAUAAUGAGUUCGAGGAGAAGGAUGACGAGGAUAUAUACUUUGCACCGGAGAAGAACAAUGUCAUAUUCAGCAGUGCUAUUGAUGGCUGGGCUUUUACGGUAAGGCAAUUUGCCAGUUUAUACGAGAAAAAGUUAGGAAUCAAGCGAACAGCCAUGGAGAAAGUGCUCUGGGGAGACUUUUAUCUAGAUCCCAAGACAAAAAAGGUGUUGGGACAAAAGCAUCUGAAAGGUCGAAAUCUUAAGCCUAUGUUUGUCCAACUGGUCCUCGAUCAAAUAUGGGCUGUAUAUCAAGCCACAUCAGGUGGAGAUAAGGGCAAGGGUGACCCUGCAAUGACUGAAAAGAUUAUCAAGUCGCUGAACAUUACCCUCCCUCCCCACAUUACGCGAUCAAGAGAUCCUCGAGCCAUUCUUACUACGCUUUUCAGCGCUUGGUUGCCUCUUUCUACAGCGCUCCUGGUCUCUGUCAUCGAGUCGCUGCCAUCACCGCCAGCCGCUCAAAAAGAAAGGUUACCAGCACUCAUCGAUGAUUCGCCUGGCUUUACUUUCGUCGACCCAGUAAUUCGAAACGCUAUGGUCAAAUCAAAGAGUUCUACGAGUGACCCGGUGGUAGCAUAUAUCAGUAAAAUGGUUUCGAUACCGGAGAGUGAGCUGCCAGAGAAUAAGCGUCGUGGUGCUCUAAGUCCGGAAGAAGCAAGGGAAAUGGGUCGCAGAAAACGGGCAGAGAUCGCCAGAGCCCAAGCAUUAGAGAAUGGCGAUGCGUCAGACUCAGUUGGUGGCCUCACAGAUGCAAUCGGAGCUACCAGCCUUGAAGAUCCGACUGCCGAAGAGGAAAAGCAAGCUGACAGAGAACAUCUCAUCGGGUUCGCUAGGAUCUAUUCUGGAACUUUGUCGGUUGGCGACUCGGUAUAUGUUCUGCCACCGAAGUUCACACCAGAAAAUCCCCGUCAUGCCCCGGAGCCACAGAAGGUUACAGUCACGGCCUUGUAUCUACUGAUGGGGCGGGGCCUUGAGCCUCUGACAUCAGUACCUGCUGGUGUUGUUUUCGGUAUCGGUGGCUUGGAAGGCCAUGUCCUUAAAUCCGGAACCAUCUGUAGUCAACUCGAAGGUAGUGUCAAUCUCGCUGGUGUCAACAUGGCUUCAAAACCAAUCGUCAGGGUCGCUCUAGAGCCUGUUAGUCCAGCCGACCUGGACAAAAUGAUCAAUGGUCUCAAACUGCUCGUACAAAGCGAUCCUUGCGCUGAGUACGAGCAGUUUGAGAGCGGUGAGCAUGUACUCUUGACAGCUGGAGAGCUACAUCUUGAGCGUUGCUUAACUGAUCUGCGAGAAAGAUUCGCCAAGUGCGAGAUCCAGGCAGGUGAACCAAUUGUUCCUUAUCGUGAGACAAUUAUUCGAGCAGAGGAGAUGAAGCCGCCUGCGAAUAAGGAGUUGGGAAGAGGGACCGUUGUCGCAGUAACAACUUCGAAACAAGUUACCAUUCGAUUAAAUGUACGACCUUUGCCCACCCAAGUGUCUGAGUUCUUGUCAAAGAAUUCGAGUGCUAUCAAACGACUGUACUCUGAUCGGCAGGCAGCUGAGAAGGGUAUUGACGUAGAUACGGACAAGGAAGACUCGGAUGGGGAGGACAUUGACGACGUAAUAGAUAGUAAGAAGGUUUUGUCUCUUCCAGAAUUCAAGAAACAACUCCAGGCCACAUUUGAGGGUGUGAAGGGCCAACGAGAUAUUUGGGCAAAUGCUGUUGAGCAGAUCACAGCAUUUGGGCCUCGAAGAACUGGACCAAAUCUUCUCAUAGAUACGACGAAAGAUGGUAUCUGUGGACGAUUGUGAGUCAACCUGAUACAUGUUGGGACCAUUUAACUAAUUUCGAUAGCCUCCGAGAAGCUGGAGAUGAAAAGGAUCACACGGUCGGCGAUACAUUGCAAGCACAGGACUUUUCGGACAAAAUAAGUUAUGCUUUCCAGCUCGCAACUGCUCAAGGACCCAUGUGCAACGAACCGGUGCAAGGUAUUGCUGUGUUCCUUGAAGAAGUCACCGUAAUUCCCUCGACAGAUGACGAAUCUUCAGCCCGUGACAAGCUUGGUCGUCUUACCGGUGAGGUAAUUAAGACUGUGCAGCAAGCUAUGCGGCAAGGGUUUUUGGACUGGAGUCCUCGGCUAUUACUUGCGAUGUAUUCCUGCGAAAUUCAAGCUAGCAGUAAGUCUACCGAUUUCGGUCGCUCUUGAUAAAGACUAAAUUCGUCCUAGCCGAAGUCCUUGGACGCGUCUACGACGUUCUCACUCGUCGACGUGGCCGCGUUCAGUCAGAAGCAAUGAACGAAGGCACACCGUUCUUCACAAUCCAAUCACUCCUCCCCGUUGCAGAGUCAUUCGGUUUCAGUGACGAAAUUCGCAAACGAACUUCUGGAGCUGCGUCACCGCAACUGAUUUUCCAAGGCUACGAGAUUCUUGAUGAAGAUCCAUUCUGGGUACCAUUCACAGAAGAUGACUUGGAAGAUCUGGGUGAGCUAGCUGAUAAGGAAAAUGUGGCUAAGAGAUAUAUGGAUAGCGUAAGGAAGCGGAAAGGGUUGAUGGUCAGUGGAAAGAAACUCGUGAAGGAUGCUGAGAAACAGAAGACUUUGAAGAGAUGAAGUGCACAUUUGGAGGUUGGUUUUGGGGUCUGUUCGUUUUUCAAGAGAUGUCUCCAGCGAAUAUACCAUUGUGAAUCUGUGAGAUUCUAAAACUGCCGUUGUCGAUGAUUCAGCAGGCUUAAUUGCCAUACUCUCACGAUUAAUAGUUGUCUGAUAAAGAUCUGCUGUGUUACCAUCUCAUGAUUCCUCUUUCCUACUGUGCAAAUACGCACGUAUUUAAAGAUUUAAAAGAAUGAUUCUGAACUUCAACAGCAGCCGGGACUAUCUCUCCACUGACAUGCAUACAUCAGCAGCACCCCAUACCCGACAGACAAUGAGCUCAGAUCAACCUAAUUACGAGCGUCCCCGUAUCAUCAACAU